AAUAUUAAGCUGAGCUCAUAUACCAUAAUAAAAAAAAAAUAGUCUUAGGAAGCAAGAGAUUAAAUUCCGUUGUGGUCUUGACAUCCUCAGUGAAUCCAAAAAUUUCAGAUAAAAACCUUUUUAAUGAUGAAUAUUCGCCGUAAGAUUAGGAACUGAGAGUAAGAAAACUUUUUGAGUUCAAAACCGAGACCGAACCAAGAAGCUAUAAAUAUGGGAACUUUUUUUUUAAACGGUUUUCUCUCGCGGUAUUUUGUCAAACUUUGAGUGUACUUUUGACUUCAAAAAAGUUUCUAAUCAAAUCCAUCUGUUAUGAGGAGCUUUACAGCUCUUAUAUCUGUUCAUUUAUCAAAAAAAAUCAACCACACAACACAAAUAGGAAGAAGUGGCAACCAAGUGAGUUGAAUACGCGGUAAUCUCCUGGAUUAAAAUAGAACCUAAGCCGAAGAAAGCAACCGCAUUUAUAGAAGAUUUUCAAUGUUCAGAUCGAUUUCAUCAGCCAUUCCAUUAUUUGUCAUCUAACAUCAAGCCAUAUAGUACCGAUCGACCUUAAAAAGAUCGCAACCUACAACACCUACUUAAUUUUAAUUUAGGUGUAAUAUCACGGAAUGUGAUGGGCCACAGAGUGCUUACGAUGAGCCAUGGGUUAAAUAUGCCAUACCAAUGAAGAAUAGUGAUCUCAAUCAGUGCCAACGAUAUGCACCCAGAGCAAUUACGAACUGGAGCGUUACAAACGAAGCUGAACAAUAUUGUACGGCAGAUCUUUUUGAUGACGAGGAGACGCAGGAUUGCCCUGACAAUAAUUUCAUAUUUCGCGAUGACGAAGUGACAAUAUCAAAUGACUUCGGCAUCUACUGCAACGAUGAAUGGAAGCUGACGCUCACCGGUACCAUUAACAAUGUGGGACAAUUUAUCGGUAUACCGUUAGGUGGUUUGAUAUCGGAUAAAUACGGUCGGCGUAAUGCACUCGCGCUUGGUGGCGUACUGAGCGCCAUAUUUGGGAUUGUACGCUCAUUUACUACCUCCUAUGUGCCAUUUCUGGUCUUCGAAUUCCUCGACAACGUCGCGAAUAGCUCACUCUAUUCCAUUUGCUUUAUCAUUGGCAUUGAGCUGGUCGGUCCCAGCAAGCGCGUAUUCGCCUGCAGUAUAAUUACGAUCUUCUAUGCCAUUGGCGAGAUGUUCUUAGCCGUGGUCUCUAUGUACUUUCCGAAUUGGCGCAUUAUGCUACGUAUAUUCUACAUACCGGCGUUGGCUGUGAUCUCCUAUUACUGGGUUUUGCCGGAAAGCGUGCGUUGGCUGCUUAGUCAGGAACGUGAAUCAGAAGCUACAGAUAUACUGAAACGUGCCGCGCACAUAAAUAAACGUAGACUAUCUGAUGCAACGUUGGAUAAAUUGAUUUUGGCGAAUCGUGAAAAACUAAGCAGUCAAAGGGGUGGUCGUUUCCCUUUGCGUGAGGCUUUCGGUAAAUUAUUCUUUCGUAUUGCAAACUGUUCGUUAUCUUGGAUAGUGACGGUGCUGGUCUACUAUGGACUCAGUUUGAACUCGGUGCUUUUGGCCGGUAAUAAAUAUUUUAAUUUCAUAUUGAUUGCGUUUGUGGAAAUUCCCGGUUUUUUCCUACCCUGUCUGACGAUGGAUCGAUAUGGUAGAAGAUAUUCGUUAUGCGGUUUUAUGUUGCUCAGUGGUGUAUGCUGUCUGUGUACGGUGUUUUUGGGUUCAGGGAAUUACUAUCUACAGUUGAGCUUGUUUCUAGUGGGUAAGCUCGCCAUCACCGCAGCGUUCCAAGUUUUAUACUUUUUCACUUCGGAGAUAUUUCCAACGAACUUGCGUAGCAGCUUGUUGUCUUUCUGCUCGAUGGUUGGCCGUUUUGGUUCAAUGGUAGCGCCACAGACGCCUUUGUUGGCUAAAUAUUAUGAGAAUGCGCCCGCCAUAUUAUUUGCAGUUUGCGCUCUAGUCAGUGGUUGCUUGUCGCUGCUCUUUCCGGAAACCUCAAAUACAAUUUUACCGACGACAGUGCACGAAGCGGAUACAAUUGGCAAUAAGAAAACAUCGAGCAAUCCAAACAGCAGCACAUUUAAUUUAGAGAAUGAAAGUACUUAUAUGUAAUUAGUUAUUUAACAAUAAUAUUAAUUUAGUAAUUUUAAAAGAAAACUUAAAAAAUUACAGUAUUGCUUAGAUAGUUAGGUAACAUUUGUAAUUUUAAAAUUGUUUCUAUUAAAAACAGAAUUUUUUUGAGUUCAGAUGAACUCAGUUAUAAAUGCUUUCAAACUAACUAUGUCGGCCAGUUGCAAACCAACAUUUGUCAAUUUGGCGAGACAAGUUGGGCUGUACUGGAAAAAGUAAUGCAAAUUGUGAGAACAACGGUAUGAAAUAAAAAAUAAUUACAAACUGAAAGGGUGAUCUUCAAAA
Molecule: messenger RNA, 2403 nt
Organism: Bactrocera oleae (olive fruit fly)
Lineage: Eukaryota; Metazoa; Arthropoda; Insecta; Diptera; Tephritidae
Source: RefSeq, a predicted model, not a curated record